This is a messenger RNA of Carica papaya (papaya), 3785 nucleotides long. RefSeq names its product L-fucokinase/GDP-L-fucose pyrophosphorylase (gene FKGP). Lineage: Eukaryota; Viridiplantae; Streptophyta; Magnoliopsida; Brassicales; Caricaceae. Gene Ontology annotation, molecular function: fucokinase activity; ATP binding. Gene Ontology annotation, biological process: GDP-L-fucose salvage. The record is from RefSeq and is a predicted model, not a curated record.
AUUUUCUUCCAUUUUUACUGCACUCUCUGCUCCCCAACCCGUCUCCCCGACCAGGCAAUCUCUCGUUCUCAUAGGUCCAUUCCCUUCCGUUUGCUCCCACUCUGCUCGCCAUCUUCCUGACAGUCCUCAUCUUCCAGGGCCCCUCUCUACGGUCUAAUAAUCUCCUCUAAUUUUCUCUCAAACUUUCUCACUCCCUAGAAGCACCGACGGGGAGCACCACCUUGUAAUUUGCAGCUUUUCUUUAAGUUAUGAAUUCAAAUCUUUGAUUCGAAUCACCAUUAGACUCGUCGCGGGAUCAUCGCGGAGAAAAUGCGCCAAAUGUCAUCAGGGAGAGAGAGGAGAUUCUCGAAGCAGAAAGCUGACCUCGCCUCUGUCCUGCGGAAAUCUUGGUACCAUUUAAGGCUGUCGGUGCGGCAUCCGGCUAGGGUUCCUACGUGGGACGCUAUCAUUCUCACGGCUGCUAGUCCUGAGCAAGCCGAACUGUAUGAAUGGCAGCUCAAGCGGGCGAAGCGGAUGGGCCGGAUAGCGAACUCCACUGUCACCCUCGCUGUUCCUGACCCGGAUGGACAGAGGAUCGGGUCCGGGGCUGCCACUCUUAACGCCAUUUACGCUCUUGCUAGACACUAUGAGAAGCUCGGGCACGAUCUUGGUCAGGAGGUGACGGUUACGAGAAGCUGCAGUUUUGGAUCUUCUUUGCCAGAUGAUAGUUCCAGGUCAAGUAAUGGGAAUGCUCUGUUACCGGUGGUUAACCUCGUGGCCAAAAAGCAUAUACUAAUGCUUCAUGCUGGAGGUGACUCUAAAAGGGUUCCAUGGGCGAACCCUAUGGGGAAAGUAUUCCUGCCACUCCCAUAUCUAGCAGCAGAUGACCCUGAUGGGCCAGUUCCACUGCUUUUUGACCAUAUUCUUGCAAUUGCUUCAUGUGCAAGACAAUCUUUUGGAAAUGAAGGUGGAAUAUUCAUCAUGACUGGAGAUGUUCUUCCAUGUUUUGAUGCCUCCAGCAUGGUUCUUCCAGAGGACACAUCUUGCAUUAUCACUGUCCCAAUCACCCUUGACAUAGCUUCUAACCAUGGGGUUAUAGUAGCAUCAAAAGCUCAGAUCCUUGGUGAAAAUUAUACAGUCAGUUUGGUUGACAAUCUGCUUCAGAAACCUAGUAUAGAGGAACUUGUUAGUAGUGGUGCAAUCUUAGAUGAUGGCAGAACAUUGCUUGAUACUGGAAUAAUUGCAGUUAGAGGCAAAGCAUGGCUAGAUCUUGUCACCCUUGCAUGUUCGUGUCAACCAAUGAUUUUGGAACUUCUGAAGAAUAAAAAAGAGAUGAGUUUAUACGAAGAUCUAGUUGCAGCUUGGGUGCCCGCAAAACAUGACUGGUUGUGCCUUCGGCCUUUGGGAAAAGAUUUGAUUAGCAAACUUGGAAAACAGAGGAUGUCCACCUAUUGUGCUUAUGAUUUACUAUUCUUACAUUUUGGAACCUCAAGUGAAGUUCUAGAACACCUCAGUGGGGCUGGUUCAGGAAUUGUAGGUCGAAGACACUUGUGUUCCAUCCCAGCUACUACUGUAUCUGACAUUGCAGCAUCUGCUGUUAUUCUUUCCAGCAAGAUUGCACCAGGAGUGUCAAUUGGGGAAGAUUCUCUUAUAUAUGAUUCGUCCAUUUCUGAUGGAAUGCAAAUUGGUUCCCAAUCAAUAGUUGUUGGAGUUAAUGUCCCUGAAGAUAAUGACACGACUGUAGAAAAUUUAUUUUGGUUCAUGCUUCCGGAUCGGCAUUGUCUAUGGGAAGUUCCGUUAGUAGGAUGCACUAAAAGGGUCUUAGUGUACUGUGGAAUCCAUGAUAACCCAAAGAAUUCACUCUCAAGAGAUGGGACUUUCUGUGGGAAACCCUGGGAGAAGGUUUUGUGUGAUUUAGGCAUUCAGGAAAGUGACUUGUGGAGGUUCAAUGGUCGUCAGGAGAAGUGCUUAUGGAAUGCAAAAGUAUAUCCUGUUCUUGAUUACUUUGAAAUGCUAAAUUUAGCAAAAUGGUUAAUGGGCUUGAGUGACCAGAAAACCAAGGACUUGCUUCAUUUAUGGAAAAGUUCUGACCGUGUCAGUUUGGAGGAGUUGCAUAGAUCAAUUGACUUUCCUAAAAUGUGUAUCGGUUUAAGUAAUCAUCAAGGCGAUCUUGCUGCUGGAAUUGCUAAAGCUUGUGUUAACUACGGCAUGCUUGGCCGCAAUUUAUCCCAAUUGUGUGAAGAGAUUCUUCAGAAAGAACUCAUAGGAGUUGAAAUAUGCAAGGACCUUCUAGCAUUAUGUCCCAAACUUCAUGAGCAGAACCCUAAAAUUCUGCCCAAAAGUCGGGCAUAUCAGGUAGAAGUUGAUCUUCAUCGAGCAUGCAGAGAUGAAACAAGAGCUUGUGAGUUGGAGCACAAGGUUUGGGCUGCUGUUGCUGAUGAAACAGCUUCAGCAGUGAGAUACGGUUUUAGAGAGCAUCUCUUGAUGUCUUCUGAUGGAAAGACCGUUAUAGCAUGUCAGAAUGAUAACAACAAUGAUUGUGUGGAUAGAUCUUUUCAUCCAAGAAAGGUGAAGGUGGAGCUACCAGUCCGGGUGGACUUUGUAGGGGGUUGGAGUGAUACUCCCCCAUGGAGCCUAGAGCGUGCUGGUAGUGUUCUGAAUAUGGCAAUUAACCUGGAAGGUUCCCUUCCAAUUGGCACUAUCAUAGAGACAAGGAAAGAAAAUGGAGUAUUGAUUACAGAUGAUGCUGGAAACAAAGUGUAUAUUGGAGAUGUCACCUUUAUUGCUACUCCCUUUGACGUCAAUGAUCCAUUUCGCCUUGUAAAAUCUGCAUUGCUGGUGACAGGAAUUGUUUCCGGAAGCUUUCUAGAAACCAUGGGCUUGCACAUUAGGACAUGGGCCAAUGUUCCACGGGGUAGUGGACUUGGGACUUCUAGCAUCUUAGCAGCUGCUGUUGUGAAAGCACUUCUCCAGAUAACUGAUGGAGAUCAAAGUAAUGAAAAUGUUGCCCGACUUGUUUUGGUCUUAGAGCAGCUCAUGGGGACGGGAGGGGGCUGGCAGGAUCAGAUUGGUGGAUUAUACCCUGGGAUCAAAUUUACAGCAAGUUUUCCUGGAAUACCGUUGCGGCUCCAAGUCACCCCCUUGUUGCCUUCUUUUCAAUUGGUAUCAGAGUUGCAGCGGAGAUUGCUUGUGGUUUUUACUGGACAAGUUCGACUUGCACAUCAAGUCCUACAGAAGGUUGUAAAGAGAUAUCUUCGGCGGGAUAACCUUCUUGUCUCUAGCAUCAAGCGUCUUGCUGAACUGGCAAAGCUUGGGAGGGAAGCUCUAAUGAACUGCGACUUGGAUGAAUUGGGAGAAAUUAUGUUGGAGGCUUGGAGAUUGCAUCAGGAACUUGACCCUUACUGCAGCAAUCAAUUUGUUGAUAAGCUCUUCUCAUUUGUUGAUCCUUUCUGCUGCGGUUACAAACUUGUAGGUGCUGGUGGUGGAGGCUUCGCUUUGUUACUUGCCAAGGAUGCUGACAGUGCCACAGAGUUAAGACACAAAUUAGAACACAAUUCGGAUUUAGAUGUGAAAGUCUACAACUGGAACAUAUCCUUGGAAAGGUAAAUCACAUGUUAUAGAAAACCACACUACUAGUCUGUUAUUCUUUACAGUAAAGUAGUUCAUUAUUGUUUGACAUACCCUAUAGAUAUUCAUGGUCACACAUAUUAUGUUGCUACCAUGUUCUUGUAUGAAUACAUAAAAGGGGUUAGAAACUUAAGUUGUGUAUUAAUAUUUGAUAUUUAAUAAAGUUCAGUUGCAUGACC